Molecule: messenger RNA, 1303 nt
Organism: Sphaeramia orbicularis (orbiculate cardinalfish)
Lineage: Eukaryota; Metazoa; Chordata; Actinopteri; Kurtiformes; Apogonidae
Product: perforin-1-like
Exons: 10
Coding region: 53-1303 (416 amino acids)
Biological process (GO): immunological synapse formation; T cell mediated cytotoxicity; defense response to virus
Cellular component (GO): membrane
Molecular function (GO): wide pore channel activity
Source: RefSeq, a predicted model, not a curated record
UGUGGUCACCUUCGAGCGUAAAGGAGUCCACCCGGUCGACAUUUUUACGGCCAUGUCUCCAUUUAGAACAUGUUUUCUCUACCGGAACCCCCACCAAGGCAACCAGCUGCAGAAGGUUCCAUUCUCUGCUCAUCUUUGGAAACUAGAGACUGACUGCAAAACUAAAGUUAGCGGUGAAGUGCAUUCCUCUGUAAGUUCACUGAUAAAAACGGUGAAAUCAAAGGACAUCUAUGACUGGAAGGUUGGACUACAUUGGAAGAUGUUUGGACUGAAUGUUGGAGGAGAACAUUAUGACUCGUAUGAUUAUGCAAAAUCCAGAAAUAGAGAAGACCAGUACACCUUCAGCUCACAUUGGCACCGUUGUUCUUUUUACAGGCACACUGUGCGCGCCAAGCCACUUCUCGACAAGGAUUUUGAGGAGGAUAUGAAAAAUCUGCCAAGAUACUAUAACUCUGCAACCAAAGACAAAUACAGAAAGUUCAUACGUACCUACGGCACUCAUUACAUCUAUCAGGUUACUCUUGGAGGACAAGUCAAACGAGUUGCAGCGACACGUACGUGUUUAUCCAAACUGAAUAGUGUCUCCGCUAGCGAAUCACGGUGGUGUUUAUCCCUGGAUCUGGAAGUGGGUCUGGGGAUGGCCAGACUAAACCCUUCAUGCUCCAAUUUCCUAAAGAACAGGGGCAUUAGGGGCUACUAUUAUGCUGGUCUGUAUGAACAGGACACAGAGGUGACGGGAGGCAAUGGUUGGAGCGGUUGGGUUUCUAACGAGUACCCCGACUCUGAGGGCUACCGUCAGUGGAAGGAAUCCCUGAAGGGCAUCCCUGUGAUUGUUAAAUUCUUCGUAAAACCACUGCAUGAUCUAGUGAAUGAUGAGGCAAGAAGUGGACUGGUAGAUGCCAUAAAUGAGUACACAAGGGACACUGACAUCACCGUUUCAGUCUUACAACGGUCCUGUAGGCGACCUACCCAUCAUAGUAACUGCUGCCCCAAACGGUUGGGGAAGGGCUGGCUGACAGUGACCAUCGUUCGAGCCUGGGGUCUGACAGGAGAUCCAUGGGGCAUCACUGAUGGGUAUAUUGAGCUAUCACAUGGUCAACAAUUCCGCAGGACCCGAAUGAUUGAGUCAAACAACCCUCGGUGGGACGUGGAGUACAAUCUGGGCUCGGUGGACAUUGGACAGAAACUGAAGCUUGAGCUCAAAGAUGACGAUUCGAUAUGGCAGGAGGCUGUUGUCGUGUUCAUGGGAUGUGACGGUAGGGUCAUACACUUUGACCUGCAGGGGCUUCAGAGGCACCUUUGA